This is a messenger RNA of Anas platyrhynchos (mallard), 6989 nucleotides long. Lineage: Eukaryota; Metazoa; Chordata; Aves; Anseriformes; Anatidae. The record is from RefSeq and is a predicted model, not a curated record.
GCGGGCUCGGGGCCGGGCCGGGCUCGGCGUCUCCCCGGCUCCGUGCCCCAAGAUGGCCGCCGAGGUGGGAGCCGGGUGCCGGGGCCGCUUCGCUGUCCGCCGGCUGCAGGUAUCAGGAAUUGAUCCCCCGCCGCCGCCGCCUCCUCCUCCUCCUCCUCCACCGGCUCCGGCUCCUUCUCCGCCGGCUCCUCCGCUUCUUUGUUUCGGUGCCGCCGGGAGCACGGAGGAGCAGCAGCAGCAGCAGCGGGGGGCAUGGAGCCACCCGGCCCCCGCCCCAAGGUCACGGUUGCUGCUAUCCAGCUGUAGGCUGCCAGAGGGGCCGGGAAAUUGACGAAGGAGCUUAAUUCUGUUGCUUCCGAGCUGGCAGCGCAGCGGGAGGAAAGCGAGCAGUCUCAUAAACAUUUAAUUGAACUCAGCCGGGAAUUUAAGAAAAAUGUACCUGAGGUACAGUAUAUUUGCCGUUAUAGAAUUAACUCGGCAGGACGGCGUAUUUCCCUCGGUUGAAACCAGAUUUGGAAAAGCGUCGACGUGAUUGCACUUAGUAAGAGGAGCAAGGAGGCUGAGACGGCUUUCCUGAGUGUGUACAAGCAAUUAAUCGAAGCUCCAGGUAAGGAACGCGGCGGCGACCUGGCUGCGUAGCGAGUAGCGUGCGACCCGCCGGCAGCCUCGUGCCCGGAGAGGAGCCAGCACCAAGGACCGGGACACGGCACCCGUCCCCGUCCCCGUCCCCGUCCCCGUCCCCGGGGCGGCUGGCAGCGCAGACGUCCGCUUUUGCAUGUUGCUCUGGAAAUCCCAGCCGAAGAGACAAGUGGAAACAUCUUUUGCCAUCGCUGUGUUUCAGCCCCUGAGCCAAAUGCAUCUUGACAUUAGGAAAGGAAUACAUUUGCUCAGCCCUUGUAAUAACACUGCGGCUAUCCCCAGUUGUCUUUUCGACGACCCCGCUCCUGUGCUGGAGGCUGCGCGGAGCCUGGAGGACCGCCUGCAGCAGCUCCAGCGCCUCGAGCCCGAAAAUCCACCCCUGAAGGAGCUCGGCCGCCCCUGGAAGAAGCACCUGGAGCUCCUCGGCACCAAAGAGCAGAGAGAGGGGACGUCACCGGGGUCCGGGCUCGCGGCGGCCGAGACCACGCUCCCCGGUGUCGACAGCAAAGCCCUUUUGGCAGAAGCCUUGCUGCAGAGAAAUGAGGCAGAAAAACAAAAGGGGCUGCAGGAAGCCCAGCUCACCCUGGCUGCGCGCCUGGGGGAAGCAGAGGAGAAGAUCAAGGUGCUCCACUCAGCGCUGAAGGCGACGCAGACGGAGCUGCUGGAGCUGCGGUGUAAAUACGACGAGGAGGCUGCCUCCAAGGCAGACGAAGUAGCCAUGAUCAUGACGAACCUUGAAAAAGCCAACCAGCGUGCGGAGGCGGCGCAGCGGGAGGUGGAGAGCCUGAGGGAGCAGCUGGCGGCCGUCAACAGCUCCCUGCGCCUGGCCUGCUGCUCCCCGCAGGGUGCUGCCGGGGACAAAGUGAACUAUUCCAUGUGCUCAGGGUCGAGGCUGGAGGCAGCUCUGGCCGCCAAGGACCGGGAGAUCCUACGGCUCCUGAAGGACGUCCAACACCUCCAGAGCUCGCUGCAGGAGCUGGAGGAAUCCUCCGCCAACCAGAUCGCCGAGCUGGAGGGGCAGCUGGCCGCCAAGAACGAAGCCAUCGAGAAGCUGGAGGAGAAGCUGCAGGCGCAGGCGGACUAUGAGGAGAUCAAGACGGAGCUGAGCAUCCUGAAGGCCAUGAAGGUGGCGUCCGCCAGCUGCAGCCUUCCCCAGAGCAUGUCGAAGCCGGAGGAGGCCGCCCUGCUGCUGGGGAAGGAGGCUUUCUACCCGCCGCAGAAGUACCUGCUGGAGAAGCCCGGCCUGAUGGCCAGCGCUGAGGAGGAUCCCUCUGAAGACGAGUCGGGGAAGGACCCGCUGGGCAUGGAGCAGCCGUUCCCGUCCCCCCAGCAGCUCCCACAGGCCCCAGCAGACGAGCCAGCCUCCCCUGCUCCCCUCCCAUCCCUUCCCGGCCCCGGCCUGGCCCCCGAGGGCCCCCGGACGUUCCCGCUGUCCCCCUUCCCGGGGGGCGAGCGGCUCCCGGGGGACACACUGCUCCCCAAGCCCCCCCCGCUGCAGCCACCCCCCUACAAAAGCGAGGGUGCCGGCGGGGGGCUGCCCUUCCCCACUGCUUUCUUUGGGGCCAAAAGCAGCGCCGUGCCCCCCGUCCCCGUGCCGCCUGCCGCCAGCCCCCCCGUUGAGCCCGCCGAGGGCGGCGGGGGCAGCUCGGCCGACGAGGAGCAGCUGGAUACGGCCGACAUCGCCUUCCAGGUGAAGGAGCAGCUGCUGAAGCACAACAUCGGGCAGCGGGUCUUCGGGCACUACGUGCUGGGGCUGUCGCAGGGCUCCGUCAGCGAGAUCCUGGCCCGGCCCAAGCCCUGGCGCAAGCUGACGGUGAAGGGCAAGGAGCCGUUCAUCAAGAUGAAGCAGUUCCUCUCCGACGAGCAGAACGUGCUGGCCCUGAGGACUAUCCAGGUGCGCCAGAGAGGGAGCAUCACGCCGCGGAUCAGAACGCCAGAAACAGGCUCCGACGAUGCCAUCAAAAACAUCCUGGAGCAGGCGAAGAAGGAGAUAGAGUCGCAGAAGGGAGGUGAGCCCAAAAACCCUUCAGCAUCUCAAGCGGUGGCCAACGGGGCGGGUGGCAGCAGCUCGGAGGAUGCCAUCAAGAGCAUCCUGGAGCAAGCCCGGCGGGAGAUGCAGGCGCAGCAGCAGGCGCUGCUGGAGAUGGAGGCGGGGGGCAGCGGGCGCCCCGGGGGCACGCCACCCUCCGAGCGCUCCACGCUGGCGGCCGUCAGCCAGAACAUCGUCCCGGCGUACGUCAAGCAGGAGGAGGGGAGCGGGGCCAGUCCCGGCCCCCCGCAGACGCCCUUGGCCGUCCUCUCGCCCGCCGCCUUCGUGCAGAGCAUCAUCCGCAAGGUGAAGUCGGAGAUCGGCGACGCUGGCUCCUAUUUCGACCAGCACUGGGCGUCGGAGCGCAGCCUGCUCAGCCGGCCCUACACCUCCGUCUCGCCUUCGCUCUCCUCCUCUUCCUCGAGCUACUCCGGCAUGGCCAACGGCCGGGGUUGGCCGCGGGGAGAGCCUGGUGAGAGUGGAACCAACGAGGACGAGGUGCCACCGGCCGAGGAUGAGCCCCACCGGCUGGCGGAGAUGAAGACGGAGGGCGCGGGCACGGAGCCAGCGGCUGGUGGAAGGCUGUCCUACUACCCCGCCUACGUGCCACGCACCCUGAAGCCCACCGUGCCGCCGCUGACGCCGGAGCAGUACGAGAUGUACAUGUACAGGGAGGUGGACACGCUGGAGCUGACCCGGCAGGUCAAGGAGAAGUUGGCCAAGAACGGCAUCUGCCAGAGGAUCUUCGGAGAGAAGGUGCUGGGCCUGUCCCAGGGCAGCGUGAGCGACAUGCUGUCGCGGCCCAAACCGUGGAGCAAGCUGACGCAGAAGGGCCGGGAGCCUUUCAUCCGCAUGCAGCUCUGGCUGACGGACCAGCUGGGACAAGGCAUCAGCCAGCAGCCGACCCCCUCCCAGGCCAGCCCCGCCGAGCCCCAGCCGUCCCCCUCGCCGCCCCCCAGCCCCGCCGAGCACGAGAAGGGCUCUCAGGAGCCCCUCACCCUCGCCCUGGAGAGCAGCAAGGAGAACCAGCAGCCCGAGAGCAGGGCGGCACUGGGCAAGGCGCACCCCAACAGCCAGGGCCCCGUGGGCAUCCAGGAGAUCGUCGCCAUGUCCCCCGAGCUGGACACCUACUCCAUCACCAAGAAGGUCAAGGAGGUGCUGACGGACAACAAUUUAGGCCAGCGGCUGUUUGGGGAGAGCAUCCUGGGCCUGACGCAGGGCUCGGUGUCCGAUCUCCUCUCCAGGCCCAAGCCGUGGCACAAGCUGAGCCUGAAGGGGAGGGAGCCCUUCGUCCGCAUGCAGCUCUGGCUCAACGACCCCCACAACGUGGAAAAGCUGCGCGACAUGAAGAAGCUGGAGAAGAAAGCCUACCUGAAACGUCGCUACGGGUUGAUGAGCGCCGGCUCGGACAGCGAGUCCCCCAGCGCCCGCUCCGAGUGCGCCAGCCCCGGUCUGCAGCCCCAGGACCUCAGCCUCCUGCAGAUCAAGAAGCCGCGGGUGGUGCUGGCCCCCGAGGAGAAGGAAGCCUUGAAGAAAGCCUACCAGCUGGAGCCCUACCCGUCCCAGCAGACCAUCGAGCUGCUCUCCUUCCAGCUCAACCUCAAGACCAACACCGUCAUCAACUGGUUCCACAACUACAGGUCACGGAUGCGCCGGGAGAUGCUGGUGGAGGGCACGCAGGACAACGACACGGACCCGGAGCAGAGCAGUGGGGCAGCCAGCCUGGGGCGCAGGGCCCCGCACAGCCCCGACUCGGACACCGAGGACCGAAAACCCCUUUUCGAGGGGAGCGAGCACCCCUGCGCCGGCGAGGUGAAGGUGAAGGAGGAGCAAGGGGAGGCAGGCGGCUGGGGCCACCGACGGGACUCGCGCAGCCCGGCCAGGGCAGCAGAAGGGACUGGGCCCCCGCAGGAAGAGCGAGGAGGAGCCCCCCGCGCCGCCGCCCCCAGCGCCGGCAGCCUCCCGCGGCGGGGAGGCCGUGCCGGAGCCUCCGGGGGUCCCCCACCGCCACCACCGCACCCCGACCCCGGUGGCUCCCAGUCGUCCACCAGUUCAUCCCGCUGCAGCCUGGAGGUGUCCCCCAGCUCACCUUCGGCAGCUUCCUCGCCCGGCCUCGCCGGCUCGGCCUCACCAGGACCGUCCUCAGCCGGGCCGGUCUCACCGGCGUUGCCUCCGGCCCCCGGCCCCCGGCUCAGCACCAGCGUCCAGCGGCGCCACGAGAAGAUGGCCAACCUCAACAACAUCAUCCACCGCCUGGAGCGGGCUGCCAACCGUGAGGAGGCCCUGGAGUGGGAGUUCUGAGCCGCCCCGCUGCCUUGGAUAUAUGUAUAAAAACACACACACACAUAUAUAUAUUUUGGUAAAUUCAGCGCGCACCCAGAGGCGGACCCGGCGACGGAGGCGAGCGGCUGGUGGAAGGGGGACGCCCGCUACGAAGCUGCCCCCCGCUUUUGUUUUAAAUGUGAAAAACUGGGAACGAUUUUAGAAAAGAAAAAAAAAAAAUAUUUAUAGACCUCUUUUAGAUAUUUUAAUAAAAGGAUACUUUGGAAUUUAUUAACAGCUUAAGCUGCUUUGAUAUUAAAGAUAGCUAUAAAAUCAAGAUGAUGUAGCAGUCGUGUCAUUAAAUGUACACUGAAGUCUUGUAGUUUGCCACUGGAUGAGAUUAAAAAACAAACAAACAAAAAAAAAUAAAACACAGAAAAGACUUAUUGAGCAAAGCCAUCAAGAAGCACUAUGAGACUGACCAAAUUUAAUAAACUUUUGCAUAGCGGUUUUCCACAUCUGUCUGUAAGACACUGCAUCGCUUCGGCCCCAUCCAGAGACUGUGUUAUAGUCCAUGAAGACUCUAAAUUGAAAACCUUGACGCCAUCGAGUAUGUAUUUAGUUCUGGUGGUAUGUUUUUGCAACCUUUGUAACCCAGAAUGUCACGUGCAGUUGUAUAUGUUGUAGAAAUGUCUGCAAUAGCCUUCUUGAACAAGAUGUAGCAUGGUACGAACGCGGGCCCUCGCGCUUCCUCGAGUCGGCAGCCGGUGCCAGCCCCGAGCGAGGACAGCACCUGCCAGCCACUCCAAAAAAAAAAAAGGCAAAAAUGACCCAGACAAAGCAAGCUGUCUCUAAUUUUGGUGGAGAGAGAUGGGAAGAGGUACCCGGGGGUGAUGCCCAGGGCAGCUCUGGCUGGCUGGGACGGCGCCCGGGUGCCUGCGCUCUGCUGUCCUCCUUUUGGAAAAGGAAAUCAAAGAGGAGCCUCCGAGCCCUGCAGCUCCAGUGCUUGGGGACAAGCACUGAAAAAAGCCAGGACACCCCCUGCUCGGGGGCUGUCCCUGCACAACGUCCAGCGUUGGGGGCUGAAGCACUUUUUUGGUUCGGAGGCUCAGGGCUGCGGGCAGGAGGAGCGUCCCCUCGCUGUGGCCGUGUCCCCUCGCUGUGGCCGUGUCCCCAAGCGGUGGCUUUUACAGCAUGGCUGGGACGAGCCCUGGGGUUUCGAGCUGUGCUCCUGCCCUGCGCUUUGCUCGGGGCUGACCUGCUCAAAGCACGACGGUGCCUUGGCUUCCCAGCACUGACCCCGUGCAAAGCUGUAGGAGCGGCACGGUGGCACCCGCCAGCCACGCGCCACCAGAUCGCUUCCCAGGGGCACCCCAACCCCGCUGUCCCCGCUAACGAAAUGCCUUUCAGAGGGGAGGGUGGGUUGCGUUGGGUUGUUCUGUGCUGUUUCCUGUCUGUUCAGUCUCUCGAUGCAUUUUGCAAGCGCCAAAACCCCGGCGUGCCACGCUCCCACCCCUCAGCCGGCACCCGGCAGAGACACCGGCAAAGCCCCGCACGCCGUCGGCUGGGAGAGCUCGGUGCCAGGCCCCGAGGCUAUGCAUUGAAUAGUUUUCCACUGUAGACAUUUUUAUCAGAAUAGAAGGUAUUUUUAUACUCUGGUGGUCGUCAGGGAGCGAUUUGAAAAGCAGAACCCACUUGGCUCUCCAAAGGCAAGGCUCUGCAGGCACCGCAGCCCUGCCCGCACCGGCGCGAGCUUGCCCGAGGUGGCUCCUGCUGGUGCCACCGCGCUGCCGACGGUCGAGGCGUACCCAUGGCCCUACUGUUCCCCGUAGUGUGCUAGUGUUAGCUUUAGUGGAACGGGAUUUGAUGAAGCACUUAGGGAUAGCCUUUUCGAACACGGAAAUCCUGUUGUACUAAACGCUAGUGGGACAUACCGAUGACAUUUUGUUGGGCUCCUGUACUGUACUUCAAAAGUUUCUAUGAGAUCGACGAACUUUGUUAAAAAUUUUGGAAGGAACAAGUUCUGUAAAGAGCCACUAAAUACAGAAGUUGGAUAAGA